GAAGGGGAGAUAAAUCUCUGACCUGUGUCCAGAAGGAAGAGGAGAGGAAUUGACACAGAGGAGCUUCCAGAACAGGGAGCUAUGCCUUCAUCAGUGCAACUCUUCAGAGAUCAGAAGUACCACGAGCUGAAAGAGCAGUGUAUCCAGCAGAGACAGCUCUUCGAAGAUCCUGAGUUUCCAGCCUCAGAUGGAUCCCUUUUCUAUCAGUCAGCACCACCAAGGAAAGUUGAAUGGAAGCGCCCAAAGGACCUCUGUGAAGACCCCCAUCUGUUUGUGAAUGGAAUCAGCUCCCAUGACUUGCACCAGGGCAUCCUGGGGAACUGCUGGUUUGUGGCUGCAUGUUCCUGCCUGGCUCUGAGGAAAUGCCUAUGGCAGCAGGUGAUUCCAGACUUUAAUGAACAAGAAUGGGACCCUAAAAACCCAGAGAAAUAUGCUGGGAUUUUCCGUUUCCGCUUCUGGUGCUUUGGAGAAUGGACAGAGGUGGUUGUUGAUGAUCUGCUGCCAACAAUGGAUGGGAGGUUGAUCUACUGCCAUUCCAAUGUGAAAAAUGAGUUCUGGAGUGCACUGCUGGAGAAAGCUUAUGCAAAGUUGGCUGGAUCCUACGAAGCCCUCGAUGGAGGCAGUGCUGCAGAUGCUAUUGUGGAUUUCACUGGAGCAGUGGCAGAAUCUAUUGAUCUGGUACAGGGCAAAUAUGGAGAGAUUAUUUCUGAGCAGAUGAAGCUGUUUGAAGACUUGAUGAAAGUGCAUAGAAGAGGCGGGUUGAUCAGCUGCUCCAUCGCGGUGUCCUCUGGCCGUGCCAGUGAGGUGGAGACAGAGAUGGGGCUUGUUGUUGGCCAUGCCUACUCGGUGACUGGAAUUCGGAAGCUGCGCCUUGGAGAAAGGCUCGUGUUCUCUUUUAAGGCAGAAAAGCUGUUCAUGAUCAGGCUGAGGAAUCCUUGGGGAAAAAAAGAAUGGAACGGAGCUUGGAGCGACAAUUCUGAGGAGUGGAAGAAAGUCAGCGAUUCAGAACGCAAGAGCUUAGGGCUCGUUCUGGAGAAUGAUGGGGAGUUCUGGAUGACGUUUGAGGACUGGUGUAAGAAUUUCACAGAUGUGGACAUCUGCCGGAUUGUGAAUACCUCCUACUUCAGCAUCCACAAGACCUGGGAGAAGAAAAUGAUGCAUGGGGCUUGGACAAAAAAUUCAGAGCCCCUGCUAAAUCGCUCUGGUGGCUGCUUUGAUAACAGAGAGACCUUCCUUCAGAAUCCCCAGUACAUCUUUGAUGUCAAGAAGACUGAGGACAAAGUGUUGGUCUCGUUACAACAGGAGGAUCGCCGCAAAUACAAGAAAGAAGGGAGAGGAGACAGCAUCCCAAUUGGCUUUGAAAUAUUCAAGGUGGAGGAUAACAGAAGCUAUCGGCUGCACAAGCUCACUGUGCAGGAGAGAGUGGCCACGUCUCCGUACAUCAACACACGCACUGUCUUCUUGAGGAGGAUCCUUCAGCAAGGCCGCUACGUCCUCAUCCCAACCACCUACCAUCCGGGCAUCACCACAAAGUUUAUCCUGAGGCUCUUCACAGACGUGCCAUCCAAACUCAGGGAGCUGAAGGCAGAUAAGCCUAAAAUGACAUGUUGGAGUCUUCUUUGUGGCUAUCCACGCAGAGUCACCCAAAUCAAAGUUCACUCUGCAGAGGGUUUACAGAAGCAAGACAGAUCGGGCGGAGCAGAUCCCUAUGUGCUUGUCAAGUGUGAGAACCAAAAUGUGCGCUCCCCUGUGCAGCACGACACAACCAGUCCCGUCUUCAACACACAAGUGAUUUUUUACAAGAAGAACAUUGACAGUCCUAUCACAAUCCAGGUCUGGAACAGCAACAUCCUGUGUGACCAGCUCCUGGGGCAGGCAGUGCUGGCAGCUUCCCCCAGUGACCCCCGAGAGCAGCAGACGCUGCAGCUCCGAGGGAGAGGCGGCCAGGAAGCAGCCGAGGUGCCGGGUCACAUCACCAUCAAGGUUUUCUCCAGCGAUGACCUCGCGGAGCUCUGAGCGCCGGAGCCCCGCAGAGCCAGACAGAGCUGUCACCUCGCAGCAGCGGGACUCGUCUGUGCCUGCCGGGGCGGGGACUCGGGAGCACAGGGUGCACAUCAUCAUAAUCGCUUUAAAAAGACAAAGCCCUCAAAACUCUCCGUGUUAUCACUGAUAAUGGGGAGAGAGGCUUUGAAAGAGGGGAAAACACGUAUUUAUACAUAUAUAUGUUCAUGAUACAGCACAUACAGUAGAAGAAGGGCCAGACAAAAUGCUAGCAGAUAAGCUCAUUAAGAUGUGACCAUCUUCCAAGCAGCAUCUCUCAGGAGCUCUCAGCACAUAAACUGGAAGCCCAUGUGUCUGUCCUCACAGUUCCCAGCACAUCCUCAUCUAUUCCCAGCAGUAGGAUUGGAUGCAGGCAGGAAUGGCUCCAGUUCCAUGGGCACCUACCAGCAGAUUGGGGGAGUGGCAAGCACAAGGUGGAUUUGCAUCACUCAGUCCUUGUUCACUGCCAGCCUGGAUCUGGGAGGGUGAUUUUUUCCCCCAUAGAGGGAUAUAAAUCUCUCGAUGCAUUUCAGUGUUAUUGCUACAGAUCAGAUGUUUCUGUUUCGUGAUGAACUCAAGGAGUUCAGUCAUAGCUCUUGGCCUUAGACCCUGUGAGCCAGGGCAAUUAAAACAGAGGGACAGGUCUUGCAGUGGCUGCUUGAACAUCACGGCAAAUAAUAGCUAUGUCCACAUACAGGCUCUCAGAUCAACUUUCUGACUCUUCUCCACCUCGAGCUGAUGACUCACAAGUUGGUAUCUCUGUCCAAGAGCAGGAAAGGCACCUCACAGUUCAGCUGUGGUUUUGCUCAGAGCACAAAUUCACUAAUGGGAGCCUCCUAGCUAAGGAAGCUUUGUUUAAUCCACAUGAUGCUAAACAUGGAAUAACACUCCUUUUCUCUUGUUAGAUGGGUAGCACCAGACUGAAAAAAAAGCAAAUUAGCUCAUGACAAGGACGGGUUUGUAAAACCAAGGUCUUGUGCCCUGGCAGGUGUCAGGUUUCACUCUCAAAAUUUUGCUUUGAUUUAUUGCUGACAAAUCCAACAUCUUUGAUAAAGUUUCACUUGGCUGUCAUGGAGAACAGGUAUUGUUUCACAUUUCCUUCAAAGCAGGGUUCUGGUACAAACUUUCUCUUACGUUCUGCCUGCAGCCUUGUGGCAGGGUUCCCUCACAGCUCUUUGUGUGUGGGCACGCUGGGCAGUGACCUUGGCAGUGCAAGAGGCUCGCUGUGUCAGACACUUGGAAGUGGAUUUUAUACAGCUGCAAAUUCUUGUCUGUAAAGAGAAGCUGAAGGAUGACUGUUCUGCCUUUUGUACAGCCAGGAAAUUUGGAUUUCUGUGUAUCUCAUAACUACUCCGGCCACAUUGUGCAACUUUUAUAAUUUAUAAAAUGGCUCCUGAUAGCGUUAA
Pipra filicauda (Wire-tailed manakin) is the source of this 3446-nucleotide messenger RNA. Its product is annotated as calpain-5-like. NCBI's taxonomy places the organism in Eukaryota, Metazoa, Chordata, Aves, Passeriformes, Pipridae. Gene Ontology annotation, cellular component: cytoplasm. The record is from RefSeq and is a predicted model, not a curated record. Gene Ontology annotation, molecular function: calcium-dependent cysteine-type endopeptidase activity. The transcript is spliced from 13 exons. Gene Ontology annotation, biological process: proteolysis. Bases 82 to 2016 code for a protein of 644 amino acids.